This is a messenger RNA of Lodderomyces pseudojiufengensis, 1242 nucleotides long. RefSeq names its product inositol pentakisphosphate 2-kinase (gene IPK1). The transcript has a single exon. NCBI's taxonomy places the organism in Eukaryota, Fungi, Ascomycota, Pichiomycetes, Serinales, Debaryomycetaceae. The record is from RefSeq and is a predicted model, not a curated record. Gene Ontology annotation, biological process: inositol phosphate biosynthetic process. Gene Ontology annotation, molecular function: inositol-1,3,4,5,6-pentakisphosphate 2-kinase activity; ATP binding. Bases 1 to 1242 code for a protein of 413 amino acids. Gene Ontology annotation, cellular component: nucleus.
AUGGAGAUAUAUAAAAUAACUUCACCAAAAGAAUGGAAAUAUUUUGCAAAAGGAGCAGCAAAUAUAUUAUUUAAAUAUACUGGUUCAAAUGAUUAUUUAAGACAUAAAUUAUUAAGAUUAAGAUUAAAUAAAAGAGAUGAAGAAUAUAUAAGCACUUGUGAAUUAUAUGAUUUUAUUGAAUUAAAAUGUAAAAAAUUAUUUCCAAAUUUAAUAAUUGAUAUUCAAUUGAUAGUUUUAACAUUUGAAUUUAUAUCAGAAUUAAAUAAAUUAAAUAAUUUAAAUAAUGAAUUUGAAUUAAAUUUAAAUGAAAGAUAUGGUUUAUUAUUACCAAAUAUUUUAGAUGGUGAUUAUAUAAAAUUAUCAUCACUGAAACAUUGUCAAUUAUAUUUUAAUAAUCUGUUAACAUCACAAGAGCAAUUUAAUAUUAAUAAUAAUAAUAACUCCUCAAUACGACUAAAUAAUCAAGAAAAUGGUAAAAUUAUAAAUUAUACUCCAGACCUACUACUAAAUCCAUCAAUACAACAAAAUAAAAUAAAUUCAAUAAUAUUUGAAAUAAAACCAAAAUGGUUAUAUGAUAAUAAAUCUCAAAAUUAUUGUAGAACAUGUUCAUUAAAUCAAUUAAAUAACUACAAGAGACAUUUUUGUCCAUUAGACUUGCUAUAUGAAGAAACUUAUGAUACAGUAAUUGAAGAUAUAUUUUCAAAAAUACCCCCAGAGUUAUUAAAUUUAAUUGAACAAACAAAUGAUUUCCCCAUAAAGUUAUUAUUUAAAAUUUUUUUACAAAAUGAAAGUAAAAACAUAUUUUUAAAAUUAAAAAAAUAUCAAAAAAUAAAUAAUAAAAAUGAUUUAAUUGAAAAUUUAUCAAAUUCAAAUGAUGUUUCAAAAAAUUUAUCAUUAGUAAUGACAUUAAGAGAUGUUGGAAUAUUUAUAAAAUUUGAAAAAUUUAAUAAAUUUAAUAAUAUUCAUAAUUCUCAUAAUAAUAUUGAUAAUACAAUAAAUUUAAAAGAUUUUGAGGAUUGUGUGCCUACUACUACCACUAACAAUAGUAUUAAUAAUAAUACAGCAAACAAUGGAAUUGAAGAUGAUGAAAUUAUAAAAGAUAAGUAUCUUAUAACUUGUAAUAUUUAUGAUUUAGAUUUAAAAUCAAAAAAUAAAUAUAAAUAUUGGAUUAAAAUUGAAAAUGAUUUAAAAAAAAUAUAUAAUCUGGAAAAUAAAAAUUGGAAAUAUUGUAUUAAACAUUAA